AUGGACACAACAAGUGCACGUGUGGAGUCUGUUAACGCUGCGCCUGCAUCAUCAGCUGGCAAAGACAUAAAACCAAAACCAGAUUUGUUUGACCCCGAAGAAUAUACUCUAAGGAAACGCCUGCCCCCAAGACUCCCCAAGCGCAAAAAUGAUAUAUACGUCAGUCGAAAAACGGACUUCAAACAGCAGUUUGCUCGCUGUCAAAAACUAUUCGAUUCUGGUUGGAAUGAAGUUUAUAUUCACGGUUUAGGUGCUGCAAUCAACAGAGCAGUCAACCUAGCGUUACAGCUUAAAGACAAAGGGAUGGGAACUCUGGACCUGGCGGUUCACACUUCAACAGUUGAACUAACAGACGACUUCGAGCCAGAGACUGACGACCUGGAACCUGAAAGCAGGUCUAGAAAUAAUUCCACGGUUCAUAUUAAAGUUUUUCGUCUGAAGGAAUUUCAAAUGGAAAAGGACGCCACACUAGAAGCUGUUGCAAGUACUCUUAAGCAAAAGCACCACAUGAAAGAUUCCUCCUAG
Molecule: messenger RNA, 525 nt
Organism: Liolophura sinensis
Lineage: Eukaryota; Metazoa; Mollusca; Polyplacophora; Chitonida; Chitonidae
Product: ribonuclease P protein subunit p20-like
Exons: 1
Coding region: 1-525 (174 amino acids)
Biological process (GO): tRNA 5'-leader removal
Cellular component (GO): ribonuclease MRP complex; nucleus; nucleolar ribonuclease P complex
Molecular function (GO): nucleic acid binding
Source: RefSeq, a predicted model, not a curated record